GGUAGCGUCAGUGCGUGACGCUCGAGCUUGGCCGCAAUUUACACGUGGCUGUGUCUGAGGCGCGUUGUUGCUGCUGCCACUACAGUCGCUGCCGGCACUGCCCUUGCCACUACCAGUAUGAAGCGACCGAAGUUAAAGAAAGCAAGUAAACGCAUGACCUGCCAUAAGCGUUAUAAAAUCCAAAAAAAGGUUCGAGAGCACCAUCGAAAAUUGAGGAAGGAGGCUAAAAAACGGGGUCGCAAAAAGCCUAGAAAAGACCCAGGAGUUCCAAACAGUGCUCCCUUUAAAGAAGCUCUUCUUCGGGAAGCUGAGCUAAGGAAACAGCGGCUUGAAGAACUAAAACAGCAGCAGAAACUUGACAGGCAGAAGGAACAGGAAAAGAAAAGAAAACUUGAAACUAACCCUGGUGUUAAGCCAUCUAACUUGGAACCUGUGAAGGAGGAAUUUGGGCAGGGCAGAGCUAAGGACAAACCCAAGUCUGGCAAACAGAAUCCGAAGAAGUUGUAUUGUCAGGAACUUAAAAAGGUGAUUGAAGCCUCAGAUGUUGUGCUGGAGGUGCUGGAUGCCAGAGAUCCACUUGGUUGCAGGUGUCCCCAGUUAGAAGAGGCCAUUAUCCAGGAUGGACAGAAGAAGCUGGUACUUGUAUUAAAUAAAUCAGAUUUGGUACCAAAGGAGAAUUUGGAGAACUGGCUAAAUUAUUUGAAGAAGGAAUUACCAACAGUGGUGUUCAGAGCCUCAACAAAUAAAGACAAGGGCAAGAUAAUCAAGCAUUUGAAGGUAAGGAAGAGAGCUCCAUUCAAAAGCGAAGUCUGUGUUGGGAAAGACAGCCUUUGGAAGCUUCUCAGAAGUUUUCAGGAGGCUCGUGGCAAAGCCAUUCAGGUUGGAGUAAUUGGUUUCCCAAAUGUGGGGAAAAGCAGCAUCAUCAAUAAUUUAAAACAAGAACGGAUAUGUAAUGUUGGUGUAUCCAUGGGGCUUACAAGGUGCAUGCACGUUGUCCCCCUGGACAAACAAAUCACAGUCCUAGACAGUCCAAGUCUCAUUGCGUCUCCACUUAAUUCUGCCAGUGCACUUGCUCUGAGAAGUCCAGCAAGUAUUGAGGUGGUGAAACCAGUGGAGGCUGCUAGUGCCAUCUUGGCCCAGGCUGAUGCUCGACAGGUAGUACUGAAAUUUACUGUUCCAGACUUUAAGAAUCCUGUGGAGUUUUUUACAUCGCUUGCUCAGAGAAGAGGACUGCACCGAAAAGGUGGAAGUCCAAAUUUAGAAGGUGCUGCCAAACUGAUGUGGUCGGAGUGGACAGGUGCUUCCUUAGGUUACUAUUGCCAUCCCCCUACAUCCUGGACUCCUUCUCCACAUUUUAAUGAGGGCAUUUUGACAAACGUGAAACAGGACCUUAAUCUGGAAGAACUGGAAAAGAACAAUGCACACAGCAUACGUACUAUCAGGGGCCCUCGUUUAGCCAGCAGCAUCCUUUUCCAGUCUUCGGGUCUGACAAAUGGAAUAAUUGAGGAAAAGGACAUACCUGAAGAACUGCCAAAACAGAAGAAGCAGCAGGAGGAGGGGGAGAACUACAGUGACCUUGACAGUGACCAGGAAAGUGUUGAAGCAGCAGCUGGUGAAAACAGCUUAGACAUGUCUGGGGCAGAAGAGGCCUGGGAGGCACUACCUGAGGAGUCUCAAGCAGAUGAGUCAGCACAUUCUUACAUCUCAGAUAAAAUGACUGAAGAGGAAGAUGAUGCUUAUGACUUCAGCACAGACUAUGUAUAACAGAACCUUGUCCUUUUGUAAGGUGGCUUCUUAACAUUUUGAACAGACUGC
Odobenus rosmarus divergens (Pacific walrus) is the source of this 1815-nucleotide messenger RNA. It is a transcript of the gene GNL3, whose product is annotated as guanine nucleotide binding protein-like 3 (nucleolar). Bases 118 to 1764 code for a protein of 548 amino acids. Lineage: Eukaryota; Metazoa; Chordata; Mammalia; Carnivora; Odobenidae. The record is from RefSeq and is a predicted model, not a curated record. Gene Ontology annotation, cellular component: nucleolus. Gene Ontology annotation, molecular function: GTP binding. The transcript has 15 exons.